Molecule: messenger RNA, 1744 nt
Organism: Didymella exigua CBS 183.55
Lineage: Eukaryota; Fungi; Ascomycota; Dothideomycetes; Pleosporales; Didymellaceae
Exons: 2
Coding region: 379-1662 (427 amino acids)
Molecular function (GO): protein binding
Source: RefSeq, a predicted model, not a curated record
GCCGGUGGUGCUGCGCCACAAAUUGUGCACGCCUGACUGGCUCGCUUUUUUUGGCAAAGGACGUUUCAGACGUGCACCCUCGUGGCCGGGCGCAAUGGCCUUGGCCCGCCCCCACGGCCAGGCCUCGCCUUACGUGCGCGACGUCGUUCGACAACCCACCUUCCACCUUCGAUUCUCAACUGACCUCCCGUGCGACUCUGGAGAUGCUGCUGCCGCGACCAUGAAUUCGGAUUGGGAGCCGAUCGUACACAAGCGCUGAGCGGCUGCGCCACCGCACACUAAUUUCCGGUGAUUUUGCGCGGCUUGGGACCCGGUCAUAGUCGGCCGCCUGCUGCGAAGCGCCCUGGGACAGCUGCAGACGGGAUGAGGAAGACCGCGAUGCCGGUGGAGAAAUCGCGCACCGGUGGCUUUGCCCUACGAGCCCGAGACAGAAGCGGGUAUCGAUCUGCAGCGGCUCUGGUGGAGAAGGGUAUCAAGAGGAAACGGCCAAGCUACCGAAGGGCGGCUGUUCGGUUGAUUGCUUCGUUGCGAGGAUCUAGGACCGAAGCCUGCAGUGAACAGCUGUCUUCAAACUUGUCGAGUCCGUUUUUCGAGGCUCUGCUACGAUUGCCUAACGAGCUUCACGUUUUGAUCCUGAGUCAACUGUCAAUCUCCGAUCUGCUGGCAUUGCGUCGAACAUGUCGCAUCUUAAAUGUGCUUGUGGCAGGAUCUGCGCCUUCUCUCAGUCGAUACUGGGUGAAGCAUCGCAUGGGUAACCUUCAUCUGCGUCUGUAUCCAAACACGAGACCAAUCGAUGCGGACUUCCAAUAUCUACUCGCCAUGCGGCGACGGCAUAUUGCCUCUAUUCGACUGAGCAGACAGCUUGCCAACUUCCUACUUGGCGAUAUACAAGAGCAAGUCGCCCCUCGUCAACGUCAAAUAUGGACGUCUGUCUACGAGAAAAUCAUGCCACUUGUAUUUGGAGUUGGCUACUUCCUCGAGGAACAUCGAAGAGCUGUUCUUGAUCGCGACUUGGGACAGAUUCGACCGCGAUCGCACAUUGGAUACGAUAUCUGUACAACAGGUUGCAUAGCAAAUCAUGACCUGAAGACCAUCAAGAAGAUGGACGCGCCAUUGCGGUUGCAGUAUUACUACAUGUACUGCUUCAUCUUGCAGGUCUUGCGGCGCAAGUUGCGCCCUGCGAAUCGCACACGGACUGUGGGCAAUUUCCUGAGGGGGUGGUCAAACCACCCUGCUUGCUCCGAAGACAUAGCUUUCUUCCUCAUCCUGGGCGGGAUUGGGCAGAUUGCUAAGCUGCUUGCGUGUCCCACCUAUACUGAUCGGAGGAGGUACUUGCAUGCGUACAUCACGCACCUGUCGCCGCACGCGAGCAAGUGCUGGAGAGCUCACUGGAAGGACAUCGGCGUUGUGUCUCCUGCUUUACUAGACGACAUACCGUGUACGAGUAUUGGCAUCACGCAGCUCGACCAGAUCUGGGAGCCAGGGAUAGCAGAGAUGAUGAUGCCGGAGAGCAGAGUCUUCACUGCCUCAGAAAAGCUGCGGUACGAAGAACUUCAAGUCUCGAGGAAGUACAUCAACGAGAUAAUAGGCUACGACAUACUGCGGGUGUCGGCUGCAGAGUGCGUUGACAUUGACGAGGAGAUGGACGACAGGAGACCAUAGACCGUCGUAAUACCUACCGUAAUUUGCAACAAGUUUUUUACAACUGCCUUCUCAGAUCCACACUGAGGCUUGGUCACGCGCG